ACUUUCCAUCAUAAAUAUCGUCGAUAGAUAACUACUAUUAAUUCACAUUUUAAUCCAAAAUUUUGGUUUUUAUUACAGGGUUUCCUUGUCUUUCAUAAUUUUUCUCCUAUCUUGUCUAAAAAAUUCCAACUAUUUAUUCAAGCCUAUCUUUCAUCUAUUAUGAUGAAGAACGCAAAUAAUUAAAUAUGGAAGAAGUGAAAGAUAAAGGAACUAACCGUUUUAAACGGCUUUUUAGAAUGAGGCACACGGACGUAAAGUCGUUCCCUGGUCCAUACAUAAAUCCAUGGCUAAGGUUGACCAUAUACCUAGUCAUGAUCUUUUUAACUGGUUGUAUUUAUAUCGGAUGGAACGGAAUACAAGAACUGCUUUAUAAGGCAGGGUCAUUUGAACAUUUAUGUGAAGGAGCCACUGACAUCUCUUAUAUAUCAAUAGGAGAGGCAAAAUACAUUGAUUGUGGAGCUAGGAAGAGCGGUAUCAAUAACUUGUAUACUAUUGCUUUUUCUACGCACUUCAUAUCUUCGAUCAUUAGUGGAAUCGUUCUUGAUAAUAUUGGCCCCAAAUAUUGUUACGUCGUCGGCCAAUUUAUUAACAUUAUCGUAUGGAUAUUUAUUAGUACUUUCCCAAAACAGCCAAUUGUAUUGUACGGCGGAUUCUUCCUAAUUGGACUCACUGCAGAAUCCAUUUAUAUGCCACUCAUCACAGUGUCCUACUAUUUCCCCGAGAACAGAUUGUUCAUAAUUUCAUGCCUGGGCUCAACUCGCUCUUUAUCAUUUGUCAUUCCCACAAUUCUCGCGGCAAUAUUUAGACUCGACUACUUUAAACCGGACUCACUCUACAUUAUUGGUAUAACAUACGUAAUACUAGGAAACUUCUUUUGUCUUGUUGUUGGUGCUUGCACGAUACAGAGGUAUUUCUUUAUUGAUGAAAGCCCAGCUGAACCAGAGACUCCAGAAAGUGCUCGGAGCGUAGAUGAAAGUGUUAAUGCAGUCACUAAUCAAGGUAAUGGAUUUUCCAGGAUAGUUAAAAGGGCAAAGCAACUCUACAAGCAUCCACAAUGUCUGGAAUAUGUCCUAGUCACCGCAUGUAUCUCUAUUUUCUUGACAUCUAUGGAAUUCGUCAACAAAUCUCAACGUGAAAUGUUGGUAACAUCAGAUGGUGGAAGUGUAGUGGGACUUUUCAAAUAUGUGAACAUUCUUACAUUUUUACCAGCCCCCUUACUAGGAUUACUCAUGGACAAAUUUGGCCCUGCUGUAGUAUUCGUACUUCUUCAUGCAUGUUGUUCAUCAUACUACUUCUGUGUGGCAUUUGAUACCUACACUAUGAAGCUGGUUGCGUGCUUCUUUUACUUCAUCGCGGGAUCAUUAUUUAUAUCGAGUAACUAUUGCUAUAUCAAUCGGAGGUUUUAUGCCAAGAAUUUUGGGGUACUGACUGGUAUCCCAUUUGUAUUCGCAGGAUUGGUUACUUUAACUAAUAUUCCCCUCUAUAAUUUGGGGACUCAGAAACUGAAGCAUUUGGCUCCAUACAAUUUUAGACCGAUUGCUCUGAUUUUAAUGACUUAUAUGAUUGUUUGCGCCUUCCUGAGCUGCAUCCUUGUCCACAUCUCAAAGACGAACCCCGUCCAAGUUUACACUAAGAAGUCAAAGUCUUCUCAGGUGUAA
Molecule: messenger RNA, 1658 nt
Organism: Theileria equi strain WA
Lineage: Eukaryota; Apicomplexa; Aconoidasida; Piroplasmida; Theileriidae
Exons: 4
Coding region: 186-1658 (490 amino acids)
Biological process (GO): transmembrane transport
Molecular function (GO): transmembrane transporter activity
Source: RefSeq, a predicted model, not a curated record